CAAGUGCCUAUCUAGCCAAAAAGAAAACGACAGCAGCGAACGAGCAGGGGGGUAGAUCUUUGUGUACCGUUUUUUUCGUAGCCAGUGCAACAAACAAUAAUUAAAGUGUACCCAAUAUUGGAAAAAUUAACUAUUAACAGGCUAAGUCGUGCAAAUAGAUAAACUAUUGAGCAGAUUGGUGGAAAGGCCAAAUCGAAAUGCCAUAAAGGCCUUUCCAGGAAUUCUCAUCACAUAAACGUUUCCGAGAACCACACACCAAUACAGAGCCAACAAGUGCCCCUACCAGUGCAAGAAAGGUGUGUGUGAGAGGAGGGCCACUCGCUCUUGGCGCGCGCGCGUGUGUGUGAGUGUCAGUGCCAGUGCCUGUGUCGGUGUCGGUGCUGGUGCGCAAGUGUUUGUGUGUUGUUGGCCCAUUCCAAACAAAAACCCGAAUAGCUGCUUAUAGGAGGGGAAAUCCAUCUUCCAAAUGCAACCGAGUCGGUCCAUUAUGCAGCAGGUCCUCGAACUGCUGGCCCUGCUCACGGCCGUCUGCUGCCAGCAGGCGGUGGCCACCGUGGAGCCUGGUUGGCUCUAUCCCGACAAGGUCGAGCAGUUAAUCGGCGCCGACUUUAACAUUAGCUGCACCAUCAACGAGACAUACUUCCGGGAGACAAACACCGCUGAAUCGUGUACGGUGGACCAGCUGUACUUCAAGAGCAAGGUGCAGGAGUACCGCCGAUCGCCGGACAUCCGCAUCGUGAACAACACGACCAUCAUCUUCAGCGCUCGCGACGCCGUCGAGCAGGAGGAUGAGUACCGGUGCAUGUGCGGCUAUUACGUGAUUAACACAUCGAAGGUGUACGUGGGAACCCGGCCUCUGCUAAUCGAGGACUUCAGCUGCGUGGGCUAUGACUUCAAUUACAUGCUGUGCAACUUCACGAAGCCGCAGAACAAAAUCAUCACCAAGUACAAUGUCAGCUUCACCUUCAGUCAAAAGGACGCGAGCUACUCGUACCCGGUCGAUUGUAACUUUGAUGCUGCGCCGGUGGUCACCUGCAACAUCACCGACGAACUCUACAAGAAGUUCACCAAGCUAUACUACUUCCACCUGGACAUCGGGAACACACUGGGCCAGGAGAAACAGAUCAUCGAGGUGAACCAUUUUGAGCGGACAGUUCCUUCGCGUCCCGGCCAGAAUCUUACCGUGGUGAAUCGCACCGAGAGCUCCAUCUGCCUGUCCUGGGAGAUGCCACGGCGCACCAACUAUAUACUACUACACGGCCUCACCUGGCAAGUGCUCGUUACGCCCGCCAAUUUUGCCGCCCUUAAGCGUAACAACUGGCGCAACAAUUCUUCCUCAAUCAAGGACACUCUGUGCCUCACCGAACUUCCCUAUGCCGGCUACGACUAUACGCUGCGGCUGCGCGUGCGCGGCAACCAGAAUAACACCAUGUGGAGCGAGCCGUUGGUCUACAAUUUUGUCACCGGCCCAGAGCGACCGCGUCGUCCACCCCGCGUCACCGACGGCAGCUUCUACGUCUACUCGUCCGAGACAAUGAUGCGCUUCUACUGGGAGCCGCUGGCACCACACGAGCUGAAUGGUGAUGGCUUCAAGUACAUUAUCAGUGAAUAUCGUGUGAAUGGAAGCCUCGUCGAUCCCUCAGUGAUCAAAGUGGAAUCAAAUUCAGCCCUAAUUGAGCACUGGAACAAUAAUGCCUACCAUGACAUCCUCAUACGGAGCAGCAACAGCGUAAAUGCCUCGGUGAACGCCACCCGCAUGUCCAUCGGCCCCAUCAGCAAUGCAGACAUCAACGAGCGUGUGCCCAAGAAUAUACGGAGCGUGUAUCAUCCGAACAACAAGAGCUACACGGUCAGCUGGGAGUCGCCAUUGGAUGUGUUCGAGCUGACAAACUACACGGUGUUCUGGUGCGUGGCAAAGCCGGCCCUACAGUCCGAGUGCGCGGGCUCCAUACACUUCGAGAAGGUGGACAGUAGGCAGCGGCAGUUCACGACGACUCCGGACCAGCCGCCGUCCCUCCACAUGGCGGUGUCGGCCAACUAUCGGCGUCACAACACUGGCAUGCGGUGGCUGAUCUGCAGCAGCGACAAGAAGGACGACCUGGCCAAGAUGGAGCCGACAAUCGAUGCGUCAAGCAACUCAACGCUGACUGUCAAAUGGAGCACAGAGCGCGUCUGCCCGGUGAUCCUUACUGGCUACAAUCUCACCUACUGCCAGAGAUCGGCCGGCAAGCCAGACAACUGCACUACAGAGGCGAUCGAGGAUCGCGAUGCCAAGCAGUAUGUGAUCCGUGACCUGGUCCCCUACACUGACUACAGCGUCAAGAUGCUGAUGAAGUCCGAAACGCGGGCCAGCAAAUAUAGCGACGAGCUGAUCAAGCGUACCGGCGAGGCGGCCUCCAGCCAACCACGUGAACUCCAGCUCCACAACGUCAGCAAUUCGAGUGCCCAACUGGCCUGGAAGCCGCCCCUAAAGGCCAACGGCGUGGUGCGUGCCUACGAGGGCAUCUUCCACCACGACAACACGACGGACUACUUCAAGCUGCCGGCCUCUGCCGACGAGCUGGUGGACAAGGAGAAGCUCAUCACCUAUGAGCUGGGCAACCUUACCGCCUAUACCGACUACGUGGUAAGCAUCCAGGCGAGAACAUUGUACCCAUCGGAGCCCAGCAAUGUCAUCCGCUUCCGGACGGCCAUUGGAGUUCCCUCACCGCCCACGCUGCAGGUGACAAACAACAAGGACCAGAGCUACAGACUUGACUGGAAGCCGCCGAGUCAUCCGGCCGGACUUGUCGACUACUACGAGAUCUCGCUGCGCGACAACAAUGCCAGCUGCCUGUUCAGCUACAUACUCUCCGGGCAAAAUCGCUCGCUCGUGAUGUCCACACCGCAAUGCACCAGCCAUAAUCCCCUGCAGCUGGCGGUGCGUGCAAUCAACGUAGAGCGGCUGGUCCACACAGGUGCCCUGCAAGGCCGUGGAGAACGAUCUGCGGUGGCGUUGGCUUCGGCGUCGCCUAAGAGCUGCGAGAUGCACCUGGAACGGCUCGGGGAGGAGGAGCGUAUCGCCUUUGAGACAUUCAGCAGCAACGCCACCGGUUACCGCCUGCACAGAUCCGAUUGGGGAACGUACGGAUUCAUUUGCACGCCGGACAUCCACAGCGUGAAGGCCAUGUACCAGACGAUCGAGGUGACGGUGGCCUUCCUGGUGCUGGGCGUCAUCUUCUACACGGUGUACAAGAAGUACCGAAAGAUGUCGGACAUUGAUCUGGUGCUGCCGCAGGGCAUUAUGGAGACGCUGAAAAAACCGAUGGAUAUGGGGGGCCUGGGACUGGGCAUGGGCCCCGACAUGGCCUCCAGCGGAGGCAUCAUCUGCACUCGGGUGGACGACUCACCGCAGUACACGCCCCAGGACAUGCCGCACGACUUCAGUAGCUGCGGCAGCGAGAGCUCCAAACUGCUGCUGCGCAACACUUCCAGCAGUGGGGGAUGCACGGAUCGGGACGAUCGCUACGACGACCAGCAGGAGAUAGUUGGCAUGAAUCCCAUGAACGCCAUUAGCGCCAUGAACAGCAGCCCCGCCGCACCCACAAGUUAUGUGUCCAUGCGCCACGGACUACUCGUGCAGAACGAUAGGGAGAGCGAGAGUGAGAGGGACAGGGACAGGGACCAGCAGCGGAGCAGCAUGCAGGAGCUGCAGGCGAACCACAACCAAUCGAGUGGUUACAUCAAGCCCACCCAAAUGAAGAGUUGGCCCUCGUCCAAUGCCAAUACCUUGCCAGGUGCCAAUGUUCCUACCCCAGCAGCAGCCGCAGCAGCAGCAGCAGCCACGCAGCCAAUGUCGAUGCCACUGUCCAUGGCCCGGAUGCCCCUGACUGGGUAUGUGCCGGUGAACAUUCUGAAGUCCCGGCCACAGAUGGACCCAAACGGUGGCCCACGUGGUGUGCCAUCGCCUGAUGCGUCCUCCUUCUUUGCGCCAGAGCAUUUGCUUAACGCGGAAAACUUGAUGCAAGGAUCCGACCGAUCCGACCUGCACAAGCUGCAGCCCCUGAACGUUGUUCCCGCUGCUGCAGCGGCAGCCGCAGCUGCUCCGCCGCCUUAUCUGCCAGCUAUGAGUCCAUCAGCAGCGCCUAAGCUGAACGUUGACACCAGCUACACGACCUUGGAGCAACUGCAGCGCACCGGAAUGAUGAAGCCACAGGCGUUCAUGCCAGCCAUAAGUCCAUCAGCAGCGCCCAAGCCGAACGUUGACACCGGCUAUACGACCAUGGAGCAGUUGCAGCGCACCGGCCUGAUGAAGCCACAGGCGUUACCACAGUCAAUUGGCAUGCACACAUCCACGCAUCCGAGCGGAGGAGCUGCUGGCGCUGGGGCUACGACGGGCCCGCGAGUGCAGCCACAGAUCAAUGGCUAUGUGACGCCCCAGGAUCUGAAUGCCCUGGCCCACAACAGACACGUUCUCUAGGAAGAUGAAGUUGGAUAGAGAGAGAGUGUGAGAGAGAGAGAGAGAGAGAGAGAAUAGAGAAUAGAGUUAAUCGUUGCAUGGAAGUGCAAGCAAUAACAACUUUAGUCCACACUCACGACAUCGGCACCUACGCAUCCAUCCAUCCAUCCAUCCA
Drosophila obscura is the source of this 4613-nucleotide messenger RNA. RefSeq names its product cytokine receptor (gene dome). Bases 467 to 4459 code for a protein of 1330 amino acids. NCBI's taxonomy places the organism in Eukaryota, Metazoa, Arthropoda, Insecta, Diptera, Drosophilidae. The record is from RefSeq and is a predicted model, not a curated record. The transcript has 3 exons. Gene Ontology annotation, molecular function: protein binding.